Molecule: messenger RNA, 2605 nt
Organism: Diorhabda carinulata
Lineage: Eukaryota; Metazoa; Arthropoda; Insecta; Coleoptera; Chrysomelidae
Gene: ND-75
Product: NADH-ubiquinone oxidoreductase 75 kDa subunit, mitochondrial
Exons: 10
Coding region: 178-2370 (730 amino acids)
Biological process (GO): ATP synthesis coupled electron transport
Cellular component (GO): membrane
Molecular function (GO): iron-sulfur cluster binding; NADH dehydrogenase (ubiquinone) activity
Source: RefSeq, a predicted model, not a curated record
CAUCUUUUGCUUAAACGUCAAACUCCUAACCCUUCGGAUAUCAUGUCAUUUUCUCACUAAUAUUCAAUAUUUUUUUAAUUCUAAAAAAAUAAGGUACUUCAUUUUGAGUAAAUAUGAAACGCGGACUGUAUCAAAUAUCUAAUUUACUGUAACUAACUACUUGAACAGAAUUUUGGAAUGUUGCGUUUUACGGUUUCAAAAAUUCUAAAUGGGGCCAAAGCGAGUCCCAAACACGUAUUUGUUGCUACAAGAUGUCAAAGUGGAGAAGCGAAAAAACCAGAAAAAAUUGAGGUAUUUAUAGAUGAUAAUCCGGUGUUGGUUGAACCUGGAACGACGGUACUUCAAGCAGCUGCAAUGAUUGGUAUUGAAAUACCAAGAUUUUGUUACCACGAACGAUUAGCAGUAGCUGGAAAUUGUAGAAUGUGUCUAGUUGAAGUGGAAAAAUCUCCAAAACCCGUUGCAGCUUGUGCAAUGCCUGUUAUGAAAGGUUGGAGGAUUAAAACUGAUUCAGAAAUGACACGUAAAGCAAGAGAAGGCAUUAUGGAAUUUUUGUUAGUUAAUCAUCCUUUAGAUUGUCCUAUUUGUGAUCAAGGGGGUGAAUGUGAUUUACAAGAUCAGAGUAUGGCGUUUGGGUCUGAUAGAUCCAGGUUUACUGAUAUUGAUUUUUCUGGUAAAAGGGCAGUCGAAGAUAAAGAUAUUGGUCCAUUAGUUAAAACAAUUAUGACAAGGUGUAUACAUUGUACCAGAUGUAUAAGAUUUGCUUCUGAAAUAGCCGGAGUCGAUGAUUUAGGUACUACUGGCAGAGGUAAUGAUAUGCAAGUUGGUACUUAUAUAGAAAAACUAUUCAUGUCUGAGCUUUCUGGUAAUAUCAUCGAUUUGUGCCCCGUUGGAGCUCUGACUAGCAAGCCUUACAGUUUCACUGCAAGGCCUUGGGAAAUACGUAAAGUUGAUUCUAUAGAUGUACAUGAUGCUUUAGGUUCAAAUAUUAUUGUUUCCACUAGAACUGGCGAAGUUAUGCGGAUUAUGCCAAGAGUAAAUGAAGAAAUUAAUGAGGAAUGGUUGGCAGAUAAAUCAAGAUUUUCGUAUGAUGGAUUGAAAAGACAAAGAUUGGUGACUCCUAUGAUAAGGGAUAACCAAGGAGAGUUAAAACCAGUGGAUUGGGAAAUGGCUUUGUUAACUAUUUGCAAAGUUAUAAAACAAGCAGGUAACAAAAUUGGAGCUAUUGCUGGUGGGUUUGCCGAUGCUGAAGCAUUGGUAGCUCUAAAAGAUCUCUUAAAUAGACUUGGAUCAGAAAAUCUAUGUACUGAACAUACUUUCCCAAUGGACGGAUCUGGUACUGAUCUCAGAUCAAGUUAUUUGUUGAACAAUAAAAUAGUUGGAGCUGAAGAAGCCGAUUUGGUGUUAUUGAUUGGUACUAAUCCAAGAUUCGAAGCACCUUUGUUAAAUGCUAGGCUCAGGAAAGGAUUUAUUCACAAUGAUUUGAAUGUAGCUUCAAUUGGACCUAAAAUCGACCUAACAUUUGAACACGAAGAUUUGGGUACGGAUCCCAAUGUUUUACAAAAUAUUGUCAAUGGGCAGCAUCCGUUUAGUAAAAAAUUGCAAGCUGCUAAGAAACCUCUAAUUAUCAUUGGUUCCGAAUCAUUGGAAAGGAAAGACGGUGCUGCUAUACUUUCAGCUGCACAAACUCUAGCUGCCAAAACAGCGAUUGAAAAUAAAGAAUGGAAAGUUUUGAAUGUUUUACAUAAAGUAGCCAGUCAGGUUGCAGCUUUAGAUAUUGGAUAUACUCCAGGUGUUGAUAAGAUCAGAGACGGAGAUAUUCAAGUACUAUUUUUAUUAGGAGCUGAUAACGGUGCAAUAGACAAAUCAGAUUUGCCCAGAGACUGCUUCAUUAUAUACCAAGGUCACCAUGGUGACCAAGGAGCGACUAUAGCUGAUGCCAUACUACCCGGAGCUGCAUAUACCGAAAAACAAGCUACUUACGUAAAUACUGAAGGUAGAGCCCAACAGACUUUAGUAGCUGUAACUCCACCUGGUAGAGCUAGAGAAGAUUGGAAAAUUAUCAGGGCUUUAUCUGAGAUUUUGGGAGUUAAAUUACCUUAUGAUAAUUUGAAUGAAAUUAGAGAUAGGUUAGAAGAAGUGGCACCGCAUCUUACGAGAUACGGUCAUGUAGAAGGGGCCAAUUAUUUCAGUCAAGCCACUCAAUUAGCGAAGAAUACUAAAACUACAUUUGAUCAAGAAUCACCUUUAGACGUAAAAAUUAAAGAACUUCAAGAUUAUUAUAUGACAGAUUCGAUCAGCAGGGCAUCCCCAACAAUGGCUAAAUGUGUUCAGGCUGUGCUGAAGCAAAAGCAGUCCAGUUGUGGUAAAUAGAUUGGAAAGUUGACAACAUUCUUUAUUAGAUAAAUCUACUGAGCAGUUUCAUUCAUCAAAACUCAAUACUAAAGCAUCUCGUUUAAAUCGCAUAAACUACAUUUUUAAAAACUUUUUUUUAUAGGUGAUCAUUUCAAUAAAAAUAAUCAUUAGACAGGUGUAGUAUUGUAUCUGUUCCAACUGAGUAUUCUAAUGUUUAUUUAAGUAAAAUAUGUAAAUAAAAUGUUAAUAAAAA